Molecule: messenger RNA, 1068 nt
Organism: Fulvia fulva
Lineage: Eukaryota; Fungi; Ascomycota; Dothideomycetes; Mycosphaerellales; Mycosphaerellaceae
Product: Pyridoxal reductase
Exons: 4
Coding region: 1-1068 (355 amino acids)
Cellular component (GO): cytoplasm
Source: RefSeq, a predicted model, not a curated record
AUGGCUUCAAACAUCAUCGACAAGACGAAACAUGCCCUCCAUUUCAACAAGGAAGGAGACAUCAAGAUCGCAGGUCGCAAAGUCCAUGGUACAGGCUACGGACUGAUGGGUCUAACAUGGCGACCACAACCCCCAUCACAGGAACAAGCUUUCACUGCCAUGAAAACCGCCCUCGACAGCGGCGCAAACUUCUGGAACGGGGGCGAGCUCUACGGCACGCCAGAACGCAAUAGCUUACAUCUGCUCAAGGAAUACUUUGACGAGCACCCAAGUCACGCCUCGAAGGUCGUCAUCUCCAUCAAGGGAGGCCUCGUAAAGGGAGGUAUGAAGCCUGAUGGGUCGGCUGAGAAUACACGACGGAGCAUUGAUGAGUGUCUCAAUGUAAUGACCAACAAGAAGCUCGAUAUCUGGGAAGCUGCUCGCUGCGACCCAGAAACUCCUAUCGAAAUCACGAUGCGAGCUGCAAACGAGUAUGUGAAAGCAGGCAAGCUGGGAGGUAUCUCGUUGUCCGAAUGUAGCGAAGACACCAUCCGUCGCGCGGCCAAGGAGGUCACUGUAUCGGCUGUAGAGGUCGAGUUCAGUCUCUGGAGUACUGAGAUCCUCGAAAAUGGCGUGGCCAAAGCCUGUGCUGAGUUGGACAUUCCGAUUGUCGCGUACAGCCCACUAGGCCGAGGGUUCUUGACUGGGGAAAUCAAAAAGCUGGAGGAUAUUCCUGAGGGCGACUUUCGCCGAACCAUACCUAGGUUCUACCCUGAGAACUUCGACAAGAAUCUUGAGCUCGUGACCCAGAUUGAGGAGCUGGCGAAGAGGAAGGGGUGCAAGCCUGGUCAGAUUGGCCUUGCCUGGGUCAGAGCGCAGAGCAAAAAGCCCGGCAUGCCAACUAUCAUACCAAUUCCAGGGGCGUCCUCUCCGGAAAGAGUACGAGAGAACAUGGUGGAGAUCGAUCUCAGCGAGAACGAUGUCAAGGAGAUCGACAGCCUUCUCGCCAGCGUGGAGGUCAUUGGUGGUCGAUACAACGAACACGGCGCCGCCUUGACAUUUGGCAGUACGCCACCUUUGAAGGAGUAA